Ictidomys tridecemlineatus (thirteen-lined ground squirrel) is the source of this 1862-nucleotide messenger RNA. NCBI's taxonomy places the organism in Eukaryota, Metazoa, Chordata, Mammalia, Rodentia, Sciuridae. The record is from RefSeq and is a predicted model, not a curated record.
CUUUUUAGCUGUUGUAUCUGAGAAGAUUGUAAAUAUUGCUUUUUUAUACAUAAAUGAGUGCACUCCCUUUGAUUAGUAAUAAAUAAGGCAAAACAUCCUGCUCCCAACUGCUCCGUACCUUGCUUUGUUUUCCUUGUCUAUUGCAGAAUUCCAUUUGCUCAAAGUUUCAGGUCAGGCCCAAAGACUGAAUUAUUGUUCUCUUCACAGGAGGAGGGGGAGAAGCACUAAGUACCUGGUACCCAGCAAAAGCCCUACAGAGUUAUCAGUGGAAUUCCUCAAAGUGACAAAGGGCUGGAUGAGGGGUUCCUUGCUGGUACAACCAGGUCACAAGCCUAAGAAGGCUUGACGGGUGUGGCUGGCUCUGUCCCCAGGGUCCCACUCUGUUCCCGAUCUGGGCUUUGCUGCCGGGGUUGGGCUGCUUCUCCUGGCUCCCUACAGUACCUCCAGCCUCUAGGAAUUUGGCCCGAGUGGUAGAGACAUCGCCGGCAGAGACGGCCGUCGCCAGCUUCCUCCCUGUGCUGUCUUGUGAUUCAAAGCAGAUUCUGCUCCACUUUUUUAAAAGGGAGCACAUUAACGCUGGAGACCCACAAGAACAGAACCAACCAAGGAAGCGCAACCCUUUGGUCCAAGAGUCCGUGAGACCAGCAGCAGCAUCAGCAGUCUCCAUGUCGCCUCUCCUGCACAUCACCCUCUUCCUCCUUCACUUCUGCUUCCCUGGAGGGCACAGCCACCUCCCCCAAAGUCUGCUGAUGCUAAAGACUGAGUUUGCACUUCGCCUCUACCGGAGCGCAGCAGCGGGUAGAAAUGGCACAAACUUUGUCAUCUCUCCCACCGGCGUGUCCCUCCCGCUGGAGAUCCUGCAGUUUGGAGCCCAGGGGAACACUGGCCAGCAGCUGGCAGGCGCUCUGGGGUACACCGUGCACGACCCUAAGGUGAGAGAUUUCUUGCAUGCUGUUUAUGCCACACUGCGCAACUCCAGCCACGUCUCCGAGAUGGAGCUGGCCUGCACCCUUUUUGUGCAAGCUGGAAUGCCAUUGUCCCCCUGCUUUGUGGAGCAGGUCUCCUGGUGGGCCAACAGCAGCCUGCAGUCGGCUGACCUCAGUGAGCCCAACAGCACUACCAUCUGGGCCAAGGAAGGGGCAUCCAGACCAAUCACAGGUAAGAGCCCAGGUGGCCUGCCGUGGGAGCAGAUCAACGCAGCAUCUGCUCAGCUCGCACUGGUGAGCACCAUGACCUUCCAAAGCACGUGGAGGAGGAGAUUCUCCUCCACCAAUUCGCAGCCCCUGCCUUUCACCUGUGCUCGUGGCCGCAUCUUCCAGGUCCCCAUGAUGCACCAAAUGGCUGAGGUCAACUAUGGCCAGUUCCAGGACACUGCAGGCCAUCAGGUGGGGGUCCUGGAGCUACCUUACCUGGGAAGCACAGCAAGUCUAUUCCUCGUGCUGCCCCGCGACAGAGGUGCCCCCUUGGGCCACAUUGAACCACACCUCACAGCCAGAGUCAUCCACCUCUGGACCACCAGGCUGAGAAGAACCAGGAUGGACAUUUUCCUCCCCAGAUUUAGGAUCCAAAAUCAAUUCGACUUAAAGAGCAUUUUAAGUGCUUGGGGAGUCACCGAUCUUUUUGAUCCACUCAAAGCUAACUUAAAAGGAAUUUCAGGCCAGGAUGGCAUUUAUGUUUCUGAAGCAAUACACAAAGCCAAGCUGGAGGUUUCAGAGGAAGGCACCAAGGCAUCAGCAGGCACAGCUCUGUUGUUACUUAAAAGGUCUCGGAUUCCUGUUUUUAAGGCAGAUCGGCCAUUCAUCUUUUUCCUGAGAGAACCCAGCACAGGUAUCUACUCUUUUAGGGAGACUAAGAAAUCAUGA